AUGGAUAUGGAGGCACAGUCAGCGGGCUGCCAAGCUGAAGUGGCAGCGCAUGCGAUAUCGGGCACGGAUGUUGUUGGGUUGAGGGCGCGUGCAGACAGCAGCACUGUCAGUGGAAGCAGCUCGAGCAGAGCUGGCCCUUCCACCUCGUCUGUCUCCGCGCCUGCUUCUAUCCUCUCCAUCCCUCCGGCCAUGUUUCUCCCUGGAGAGCCGUGUUCCAACUUCAAUACAAUCCCUGGCGCUUCUGCACACAUGGUUGCUGUUGCUGGCGAUGGCGGUGUGGAGGAGGAAUGCGGACAGGAGGAUUUUGCUCUGGAAGAGGUGGGGACUGGAAGUUUAGGUUUUGUGCCUGCAGAAGAGAUAGUGCAAGAGGACAAGAUAAGGGCGGUGGCAGCAGCAGGAGGGGCUGGAGCAGCAGCAGCAGCCGCAGCAGCAGCAGCAGCAGCAGCAGCAGCAGCAGCAGCAGCAGCAGCAGCAGCAGCAGCAGCAGCAGCAGCAGCAGCAGCAGCAGCAGCAGCAGCAGCAGCAGCAGCAGCAGCAGCAGCAGCAGCAGCAGCAGCCACAGUGGCACAGUCAGCUGCAAAUGGUGCUCGAGGCGGAAUCCAUGCACCUUGA
Messenger RNA from Closterium sp. NIES-65, 612 nucleotides. NCBI's taxonomy places the organism in Eukaryota, Viridiplantae, Streptophyta, Zygnematophyceae, Desmidiales, Closteriaceae. The record is from the annotation of a GenBank genome assembly.